AUGUCUUGGAUGAAAGGAUUUAAACAUUUAGGUGCGAUUCGAGUGUUGUUACCCUGGGUUUUAAUGACCAACGUCAUGCUGGUCCUGUACAACUUGUCAAACUCAAACCAAGUGACUGUCAGGAUCUCCCAAGAAGAAACAUGUCCUCUCAGUGUUGCAAAAUCGUUGCAGAACAGUUUAACAACGGGCUUUCCGAACUCUAAAUCUGAGGCGUGCUCCCCCAAGGUGAACAUCAUGUUCAUGAAGACCCAUAAGACUGCGAGCAGCACCAUCCUCAACAUCCUCUUCAGAUUCGGGGAAAAGCACAAUCUUAGAUUUGCCUUCCCCGACGGGCGCAAUGACUUCUUCUACCCAUCGCCGUUCCUGUGCUCCCAGGUGAAGGACUACAGGCCGGGGGAGUGUUUCAACAUCGCGUGCAACCACAUGCGCUUCAACCAGGAAGAAGUGGCCAAACUCCUGCCUCCAGACGCCGUGUACAUCACCAUCCUACGUGACCCGGUGGACCUCUUUGAGUCGGCCUUCCAUUAUUACCACAGGGCGGUUCCCCUCACGUGGGGCAUCGAAGGGGACGACAAGCUGACAGAGUUUCUGAACAAUCCACUGGCUUUUUACAAGCCAGAAGCUUUUAACUCAUUCUACCUAAAGAAUCUGCUGUUUUUUGACUUCGGUUUUGACAACAACCUGGAAACCAACAGUUCUCAGAUCAAGAAAGGCAUCCAGUACUUAUCCAGUCACUUUCAUCUGGUCCUCAUAGCAGAAUAUUUUGAGGAGUCUUUGAUUCUUCUCAAGGAUUUACUUUGUUGGAGCAUGGAGGACAUCCUGUAUUUCAAGCUCAAUGUUCGCAAGAGCUCAUUUGUGUCCCGGCUGGACCCCGAGAUGAGGGCCCAAGCUCUGCAGUGGAACUGGGCCGACUGGGAACUCUAUCAGCACUUUAACGCUACCUUCUGGGCCAAAGUGGAGGCUUACGGCAGAGAAAGGAUGGAACAGGAUGUCAAAGAGCUAAGGAGGAGAAAUGCUGAGAUGAAGGCCAUCUGCAUCCAGGGUAAAGAUGCAGUCGAGGCCCAAAACAUUCAGAACUCUCGUUUCCUGCCUUGGCAGCCGAUAGGAGAGAAAUCCAUCCUGGGAUACAACUUGAGACAAGACAUUGAUCCCAAGUUCAGGAUGGUUUGUGAAAAAAUGCUCACACCAGAAAUACAAUACUUAUCGGACUUGGGAGUGAGCCUCUGGAUUACCAGACUGUGGGGUUGGUUAAAGGAUCAAAUUUACUGAUUAAGUUAUUUUUUUAUCAUUUAAUUUAACU
Molecule: messenger RNA, 1300 nt
Organism: Nematolebias whitei (Rio pearlfish)
Lineage: Eukaryota; Metazoa; Chordata; Actinopteri; Cyprinodontiformes; Rivulidae
Gene: gal3st1b
Product: galactose-3-O-sulfotransferase 1b
Exons: 2
Coding region: 1-1269 (422 amino acids)
Biological process (GO): myelination; galactosylceramide biosynthetic process
Cellular component (GO): membrane
Molecular function (GO): galactosylceramide sulfotransferase activity
Source: RefSeq, a predicted model, not a curated record